This is a messenger RNA of Anopheles bellator, 2034 nucleotides long. RefSeq names its product zinc finger CCCH domain-containing protein 15 homolog. Gene Ontology annotation, cellular component: cytosol. Gene Ontology annotation, molecular function: mRNA binding; metal ion binding. Gene Ontology annotation, biological process: cytoplasmic translation. NCBI's taxonomy places the organism in Eukaryota, Metazoa, Arthropoda, Insecta, Diptera, Culicidae. The record is from RefSeq and is a predicted model, not a curated record. Bases 92 to 1339 code for a protein of 415 amino acids. The transcript has 4 exons.
CGUGGCCACUAAAUUUUUUCCCACAGUUAUCACCGUACGCAAAGCGGCACUAAAGUAAGGGAGUCAACCAGAUCAGCAAUCAACCACGAAGAUGCCGCCCAAGAAAGCGCCAGCUGCGGCUUCCAAGAAAACCGAAGCUAAGAAGAAGGAAAAAAUCAUUGAGGAUAAAACAUUCGGUUUGAAGAACAAAAAAGGUGCAAAGCAACAGAAGUUUAUCUCGCAAGUAGAGAAGCAAGUCAAGAGCGGCGGACAACAUAACCUAGUGACGAAUGUGAAUGCAAAGAAGGAGGAGAAGGAGAAGAAGCUGAAGGAACAGAAGGAGCUGGCCAAACUGUUCAAACCGGUAGCGACACAAAAGCUCGAGGUCGGCGCUGACCCGAAGUCGGUGCUAUGUGCCUUUUUCAAGCAAGGCACCUGUACAAAAGGCGAUAGGUGCAAGUUUUCGCACGAUCUAGCCGUUGAACGGAAAUCCGAAAAGCGUUCCAUUCACUUCGAUAUGCGCGAUGCCGACGCCAACGAUACGAUCGAGAACUGGACUGAGGAGAAGCUGUCCGAGGUGGUUGCCAAGAAGCAUGGAAAAGACAAAACAAUGCCCACUACGACGAUCAUCUGCAAAUAUUUCCUGGAUGCCGUGGAACGUUCACUGUACGGGUGGUUUUGGGAAUGUCCCAACGGCGAUAAGUGCAUCUACCGACACGCCCUGCCACCUGGCUAUGUACUGAAGAAAGAUAAAAAGAAGGCUGAAGCGUCAAAAGAAGAGAUAUCGUUGGUCGAUUUGAUCGAGCGCGAGCGAGCCGCACUCGGGGCGAACCAAACGCGCGUCACGCUGGAAACUUUCCUCGCCUGGAAGAAACGCAAGAUUCAGGAAAAGAAGGACAAACUGCAGAAAGAGGAGGAUCGUAAGCGCAGCGAUUUCAAGGCCGGUCGACAGAAUGGUCUUUCUGGUCGCGAGAUGUUCAGCUUCAACCCAGAACUGAUCGACUACGGCGUCGACGAAGGCGAAGCGGCCAUCGAAUCGUACGGCCGCAAUGAGGACGACGACGACACUACCGAAUACAAGGAGCUCGAUUUGAAUAUGCUCUCGCUGUCGAUCAAAGAUGUGGACGAUACGGGAACGGUAGCGGACAUAGAUCGCUGGGAAAAAAUGGCCGCAGGGGCAGCCGAGGCGGCAGCGCGUACCUCAGCCGAAGAUGCUACCGUUUCCGAUGCUGCCCCAAUUAACGAAAACCUUUUCCUCGAAGAAGACCUCGAAGGUCUGGAUGAUGAUCUUAGCGAUGACGAGGACGAUGAGGACGAAGACGAUGGAGGAGAGUCGGACGAAACGAGCGAAAAGUCGUGACAAGUCAACUGUUGAAACACUGCAAAGCACAACCCAACAACUGUGUCAAUCCUCUUGUUCUGUUGAAGGUACUCGUUUUGUCGCGUGGCAAAUUUCGUCGCGGUAGCAGCACACGAGCCGCAACGAAAUAAUAAUUUUAAUAUUAAAUUAUAACGACAAAACACGUUUUCACUCAACACAAAUGUGACAGCCACUCGGAUUAAAGGACCAGGCUGGGCACGUUGCGGAUACAUGAAUAAAGUUUAUUGUAACACACAUCCUCGUAUCUACGAUAGGUGUUCAUUUUAAAGUGUCUGUUUAACAAUUAGCUGUCCCUCUUUACACACAAUGCUUUACUCACCUUUCUAGUUCUUUAUUGAGAAGGCUCGGAUCAACAACUCUAAUGAACACAGCAUAAACAGUUUCAGUUUAUCUUCAAUGAUAAAAUGGUUAAUUCAUAGCCUUAACUUUGUAUGUAUCGUUUUCGCCUUUUCGCGUUCGAGUUUUUACGCUAUUCUUCACGUCGUGUGUCGGAGCUGCUAAAGAAUAAUACUGAGGAAAGGGAUUGAAGCGUUUAGUCCCAAAACGGUUCUUCUAAGCAUCUCAACACAUAACAGUACUCUAGAGAGGGAGCGGAAUAAUACAAUAAAGCAAGGAAAAGCAAGUAAAAUAAUGUGAGAGGACCGGCCAUUUUCUCUUUUGUUUUUUGAUCAUUU